Molecule: messenger RNA, 1040 nt
Organism: Chenopodium quinoa (quinoa)
Lineage: Eukaryota; Viridiplantae; Streptophyta; Magnoliopsida; Caryophyllales; Amaranthaceae
Exons: 4
Coding region: 185-832 (215 amino acids)
Source: RefSeq, a predicted model, not a curated record
AAAAGUCUCAUUUUCGAAAUUUUUUAUAUCAACAAAACAAAAACCGAAACCAUAACACUCAAGCCACUCUGAAAAGUCUUGCGUAACCAAGCUUAUCGGGUUUGUUGAUGGAACCGGACUAGAAUAAGCCCAACAAAGAAAAAAAACAAGGUGGUAGAGACAGCAGCAUACUCCAUCGAAGAAAAUGGAAGAAGAACCCCACUGCAGCAGCAGCAGUGAUGACGAAGACGGUGAUGAUGAAUGGAAAGCCGCCAUUAGCGCCGCCGCCUCCACCCUUCUGGGUUGUGCGCAGCCCAAACAAACACCCACUCCUGCGCUUGAUAACGAUGAUGAAGACGCCAAAACUCUUCAACCCCAGCCCAUCAAGCACUAUCAAAUCAAGGCACAGAAGACCUUGGAUGAAAUAAUGAGAAAAUCUUUAGAUGUGGUGAAAACUUCAGAUCCCAUCGACAUCAAUGAUGAUCAUCCUGUCGCAAAUGACGGUGGGGUUCGUUUAUUCAAGCAAGCUCCUGUUGGCAUAGUGUUUGAUCAUAGAGUUGAGCUAAAGGGACCAAAAAAGAAACCAAGAAUUCUCCCGGGUGAAGCAAUUAAUGAGAAAUCAAAGAAGUUUAAAAGAGAAUUGCAGUCUGUUGUGGUUGAGGGAAUGGAUAUCUUAGCUACUGCAAAGGAUGCAAGCUUAAAAUCUCUAUCUAAAUUGAAAGCCAAAGAAGCAGCUGCAAAAGAAGCUGCUAAGAGAGAGGAAGAAAGAGUUGCACAGCUGAAGAAAAUCAGGGGGGAGAAAUGGCUGCCAUCAAUCGCUAGAGAAACGCAGAAGAAAUAUAAAGUUCGUUAGUUUAAGCUUGAAUAUGAGAUUCCCUACUGAUUGUCUCCUUCUGCCAAAAGAAUACUUGGUUCCUUGAAUGCACCUCCUGUCUGAUUUGGGACAUUAGUUGUAUUAAACUUUUUGUAGGCUAGGAAAAAUGUAUUUGAAACAAAAUUUUUUGAAAUUGAGUUUCCUAAGAUAUCUAGUAUAAUCAGGUGUUAUCCUGAUUUCUUGACUA